Molecule: messenger RNA, 243 nt
Organism: Zymoseptoria tritici IPO323
Lineage: Eukaryota; Fungi; Ascomycota; Dothideomycetes; Mycosphaerellales; Mycosphaerellaceae
Exons: 1
Biological process (GO): regulation of transcription by RNA polymerase II
Cellular component (GO): nucleus
Molecular function (GO): RNA polymerase II cis-regulatory region sequence-specific DNA binding; DNA-binding transcription factor activity, RNA polymerase II-specific
Source: RefSeq, a predicted model, not a curated record
GUCACCCGGCCAAUGAACUCCUUCAUGCUGUACCGCUCCGCCUACGCCGAACGAACAAAGCAGUGGUGCACUCAGAAUAACCAUCAAAUCGUAUCGUCAGUGUCCGGAGAGAGCUGGCCAAUGGAGCCGGACGAAGUUCGAGACCAGUUCGACCUGUGGGCCAAGACAGAACGUCAAAACCAUCACGAUGCUCAUCCAACGUACAAGUUCUCACCAAGCAAAGCUGCCAACAAACGUCGCAAG